CGUUAAGUGCAUAAGGUGUUCUGAAAAACUUAUGUUAUUACAUUAUUAAGCCGCAGCUUGUGUCGCAGCAACACAACGCCAUACCAAUGACAAUCUAUAUUGACAAGUCUAUGGAUUAAUCGAUAUAAAUAUGAUGAUUGUUUUGCUGUAAUAAUUGUGGCGCCAAUUUGUCAAUUUUUAUAUAAAAAGGCCAUUUUUAUGGAUAAAUCGUCGUAAAAAUGCCGGCCUUCCUCAAACACAUUGAGGUAGAGAACUUCAAGUCUUAUAAAGGUAGACUGGUUAUUGGACCUCUGAAAUCAUUCACCGCUGUAAUCGGUCCAAAUGGAUCCGGAAAAUCAAAUUUUAUGGAUGCCAUCAGUUUUGUUAUGGGCGAGAAGACCAGCAGUUUACGAGUCAAACGAUUUAACGAACUCAUACAUGGGGCAUCGAUUGGAAUGCCCGUUGCACGAAGUGCAUCGGUGACUGCGGUUUUUGAAUUAGAAGAUGCUUCGGAAAAAAGUUUUAUGCGCUCUGUUCAUGGCUCGUCGUCGGAACAUCGUAUAAAUGGAAGUGUGGUUACGAGUCAAGUUUACUUAAAUGAAUUAGAGCAAUUAGGAAUAAAUGUUAAAGCAAAAAAUUUCCUAGUUUUUCAAGGUGCUGUUGAAUCAAUAGCCAUGAAAAAUCCUAAAGAAAGAACUGCACUUUUUGAAGAAAUAAGUAAUUCUGGCGCUUUGAAGGCGGAAUACGAACGGUUAAAGACGGAAAUGCUAAGAGCCGAAGAAGAAACACAAUUCUCUUAUCAAAAGAAAAAAGGAAUAGCCGCAGAGAGAAAGGAGGCCAAACUUGAAAAAGAAGAAGCAGAAAAGUAUCAACGUUUAAAGGAAGAAUAUGUAGAAAAACAGGUGGAGCUGCAACUAUUUCGCCUUUUUCAUAAUGAAAAAGAAAUAGAGAACUUUGAAGUAUCAUUAAAGAAGAAACAGCAUGAAAUUGAAAAGCAAGAAAAGAAACGCGAGAAAGCUGAUGAAGUAUUGAAAGAGAAGAAAAAGGAAUCUGGUAAAUUGGGACGUGACUUGGCCAAAAUUGAGCAAGAUAUACGCGAAGUAGAAGUUGAAAUUACAAAGAAACGACCCGCCUUCAUUAAAGCAAAGGAGCGUGUUGCUCACAUGCAAAAAAAAUGUGAAUCGGCAAAAAAAUCAUUGGCACAAUCUCGCGUUGCCGACGAAGCUCAUAAAAAGGAUAUAAAUGAGCUUUUAGAGGAGCUUCGUCAAGUCGAGGAAACUAAAUCGACGUACGAAGCUGGUAUUGCAGCACAGUCCCAAUCUCAAGGUCGUGAUGUUCAAUUAGAAGAUGAGCAGGUAAAAGAAUACAAUAGCUUGAAGGAGGAAGCUGGUAAGCAAUCGGCAAGAUAUACUCAAAUGCUUGAUUCAAUCAAUCGAGAGCAAAAGUCUGACCAGGACAGAUUAGAUAAUGAAGGACGGAAGAAAACUGAAAUAGAAAAUAAAAUUAAACAAAAAGAGCAUAUGCUCGAAGAGGCUACAAAACGUAUUGAAAAAUUAGAGGAGCACAUUCGUACUUCGGAAGCUGCAUUAGAAGAUCAGAAAAAGUUACGCGUAGAUUUGCAAAGUGAUGUUGGUAGUUCAAAAGAUAAGAUUCAAGAACUACAACGAGAGCUAGAAAAUAUUUCAGAACAGUUAGGAGAUGCUAAAGUCGAUAAGCAUGAAGUAUCAAGAACAAAAAAGAAAACAGAAAUUGUUGAAAAUUUCAAAAGGCUGUUUCCUGGAGUGUACGAUCGGAUGUAUAAUAUGUGCGAGCCAAUUCACAAAAGAUAUAAUGUCGCUAUUACUAAAGUCCUUGGGAAGUAUAUGGAAGCUAUUGUUGUGGAUACAGAAAAAACUGCAAGACAAUGUAUUCAGUAUCUGAAAGAACAGUAUCUUGAACCUGAAACAUUUUUGCCUUUAGAUUAUAUACAAGCCAAGCCAUUGAAAGAGCGUCUCAGGAAUAUACAAGAACCAAAAAAUGUAAAGUUAUUGUACGAUGUGUUGCGUUUCUCUCCGAAGGAUAUCGAUCGAGCAGUUUUAUUUGCAACAAAUAAUGCUUUAGUCUGCGAAACUCCCGAAGAUGCUAAUAAAGUAGCUUAUGAAAUGGAUAAGAAAGCGAGAUACGAUUGCGUGGCUCUUGAUGGAACGUUUUAUCAAAAAGCAGGUAUUAUUUCCGGCGGUAGCUUGGAUUUAGCCAAAAAAGCCAAGAGAUGGGAUGAAAAACAAAUGUCUCAAUUGAAAGCUCAAAAGGAAAAAUUGACGGAGGAACUUAGAGAAGCCUUAAAGAAAUCACGGAAAGAGUCAGAAUUAAAUACCAUAGAAUCACAGAUUCGUGGUUUAGAAACCAGAUUAAAAUAUAAUAAAAGUGAUUUAACGGCUACGAAGAAACAAAUCGCCGAGUUAAAAGGAGAAUUGGAGAAGCUGCAAAGCGAACUUGACAAAUUUGGACCAACGAUAUCAGCUAUUGAGAAAACGAUGGCCGAACGCGAUCAAGAAAUUCAAAAUAUCAAAGAGAAAAUGAAUAAUGUCGAAGAUGACGUUUUUACCAGCUUCUGUGAAUCUAUAGGCAUUUCAAAUAUUCGUCAAUACGAAGAGCGAGAAUUAAGAUCACAAGAAGAGAGAGCCAAAAAGAGAAUGGAAUUUGAAAACCAGUGUAAUCGUAUUCAAAAUCAAUUAGACUUUGAAAAGCAACGUGAUACCGAAAGCAAUGUCUUGAGGUGGGAGCGCGCAGUUCAAGAUGCCGAGGACAAAUUAGAAUCCGCCAAACAGACAGAAAAGAAUCAAAAGGCCGAAAUUGAGAAUGAUGAGACGCAAAUGGAACAGCUCAAGUCAGCUCGAAAUGCUAAGAAAAUGGAAGUGGAUCAAAAAGACGAAGAGAUAGGAAAAUGUAGGCGCGAAGUCGGCGCUAUAGCAAAAGAUAUUCAGGCAGCUAAUAAGCAACUUAAUUCCAUAGAAAAUAAAAUUGAGCAACGUAAAAGCGAACGUCAUGCGAUUUUAAUGCACUGCAAGAUGGAAGAUAUUGCUAUUCCAAUGCUUCAUGGAAAUAUGGAAGACAUUGCUGGAGAUGCGAGUACAGUUAUAAAUGAAACAAACAGUGACACUAGUGUUAGUACACAGAAGCAAUAUGAAAGAGAAAGUCGCAUAACAAUAGAUUAUUCAUCAUUGCCAGAUAAUUUGAAGGAUAUUGAUGAAGAGGACCUAAAGAAAACGACAGAUAAAUUAACAAAAGUUAUCAAUGAAUUACAAAAUACUAUACAGCGCAUUCAAGCUCCAAAUAUGAAGGCAAUUCAAAAAUUAUAUCUAGCGAAAGAGAAGCUACAAGAAACCAAUGAAGAAUUUGAGCAGUUACGUAAGAAAGCCAAGAAGGCAAAAACACAAUUUGAAAAAGUUAAAAAAGAGAGAUAUGAUAGGUUUACAACUUGUUUUGAACACGUUUCGAAUGAAAUCGAUCCAAUUUACAAGAGUUUAGCAAAAAAUCAAUCUGCUCAAGCCUUCCUUGGACCGGAAAAUCCUGAAGAGCCUUACUUGGAUGGUAUUAAUUAUAAUUGUGUUGCACCUGGAAAACGAUUUCAACCAAUGUCCAAUCUUUCUGGAGGUGAAAAAACUGUAGCAGCACUUGCUUUGUUAUUUGCAAUACACAGUUAUCAACCAGCUCCAUUUUUUGUUUUGGAUGAGAUUGAUGCUGCUUUGGACAAUACAAAUAUUGGAAAAGUUGCUAGUUAUAUUAGAGAUAAAACAAAUUCUCUUCAGACUAUUGUUAUAUCACUGAAGGAAGAAUUUUAUUCGCAUGCGGAUGCACUUAUCGGAAUUUGCCCUGAUGUUGGAGAAUGCUUAGAAAGUAAAGUCUUAACUCUAGACUUGACCACAUUCCCAACGCAUGUUAGUUAGUGUGUAUAUUCUGAAAAACAUUCAACAAACAUUUUUCCCUUAUAUUGACCUUAAAAUAUUAAAAUUUUGACAAUGCGAUUUAUAUAUAUAUGUAGAUGAUAAAUAUGUUUUAUUAAAUUAAAAUAAUAGAAAGGAAAUUAUUUAUUACAUUAUAAGAAGAUAUCAUAAGGACAAGAAUUGUUCGAGAAUUUUCUAAGUUAUUUUUACAAAGUGGAUUAUGAGA
Ceratosolen solmsi marchali is the source of this 4128-nucleotide messenger RNA. Its product is annotated as structural maintenance of chromosomes 1. The record is from RefSeq and is a predicted model, not a curated record. Bases 219 to 3905 code for a protein of 1228 amino acids. Gene Ontology annotation, cellular component: chromosome; cohesin complex; nucleus. Gene Ontology annotation, molecular function: ATP binding; DNA binding; protein binding. The transcript has 16 exons. Gene Ontology annotation, biological process: sister chromatid cohesion. Lineage: Eukaryota; Metazoa; Arthropoda; Insecta; Hymenoptera; Agaonidae.